GGCGGGAGGCGUGUUGUGCCGGGCGGAGGGAGGAGCGCUGGGGCUCGGGCUUGGCGGCGAAGCGACCCCUUGCUCGCUCCGCGCCGCGGGCUAGGCGUGUUGGGCGGCGAGGCGGGCGGCCACGGCUUCCCGACAGGCUCGGGAGGCCGAGACCCUCGCGGCGCCCGGCGCUGCCCCGGCCCCCUCGGCCUCCUGCAGCGAGGCGGGGGAGUGAGGAGAUGCCGACCCAGAGGGACAGCAGCACCAUGUCCCACACGGUCGCGUGCGGCGGCGGCGGGGACCAUUCCCACCAGGUCCGGGUGAAAGCCUACUACCGCGGGGAUAUUAUGAUAACACACUUUGAGCCUUCCAUCUCCUUUGAGGGACUUUGCAGUGAGGUUCGAGAUAUGUGUUCUUUUGACAAUGAGCAGCCGUUCACCAUGAAAUGGAUAGAUGAGGAAGGAGACCCGUGUACGGUGUCUUCUCAGUUGGAGUUAGAAGAGGCUUUCAGGCUGUACGAGCUGAACAAGGAUUCUGAACUCUUGAUCCAUGUAUUUCCAUGUGUACCAGAGCGUCCUGGAAUGCCUUGCCCAGGGGAAGACAAGUCCAUUUACCGGAGAGGGGCACGCCGGUGGAGAAAGCUGUAUUGUGCAAAUGGCCACACUUUUCAAGCCAAACGUUUCAACAGGCGCGCCCACUGUGCCAUCUGCACAGACAGAAUCUGGGGCCUUGGACGACAAGGAUACAAGUGCAUCAACUGCAAACUGCUGGUUCAUAAGAAGUGCCACAAGCUGGUCACAAUUGAGUGUGGGCGGCACUCUCUGCCACCGGAACCCAUGAUGCCAAUGGACCAGACCAUGCAUCCAGACCACACACAGACAGUAAUUCCAUAUAAUCCUUCAAGUCAUGAGAGUUUGGACCAAGUUGGUGAAGAAAAGGAGGCAAUGAAUACCAGGGAGAGUGGUAAAGCGUCGUCGAGUCUAGGUCUGCAGGAUUUCGAUUUGCUUCGAGUUAUAGGGAGAGGAAGUUACGCCAAAGUACUGUUGGUUCGGUUAAAAAAAACAGAUCGCAUUUAUGCAAUGAAAGUUGUGAAGAAAGAGCUCGUCAAUGACGAUGAGGAUAUUGAUUGGGUGCAGACAGAGAAGCAUGUGUUUGAGCAGGCGUCCAAUCACCCUUUUCUUGUCGGGCUGCAUUCUUGCUUCCAGACAGAAAGCAGGUUGUUUUUUGUCAUAGAAUAUGUAAAUGGAGGGGACCUCAUGUUUCAUAUGCAGCGACAGAGAAAACUUCCUGAAGAGCAUGCCAGGUUUUACUCUGCAGAAAUCAGUCUAGCACUGAAUUAUCUUCAUGAGCGAGGGAUAAUUUAUAGAGAUUUGAAGUUGGACAAUGUACUGCUGGACUCUGAAGGACACAUUAAACUCACUGACUACGGCAUGUGUAAGGAAGGAUUGCGGCCUGGAGAUACAACCAGCACUUUCUGCGGCACUCCCAAUUACAUUGCUCCUGAGAUCUUAAGAGGAGAAGAUUAUGGCUUCAGCGUUGACUGGUGGGCUCUUGGAGUGCUUAUGUUUGAGAUGAUGGCAGGAAGGUCUCCAUUUGAUAUCGUUGGGAGCUCUGACAAUCCUGACCAAAACACAGAGGAUUAUCUAUUCCAAGUCAUUUUGGAAAAGCAGAUUCGCAUCCCACGUUCUCUGUCUGUAAAAGCAGCGAGUGUGCUGAAGAGUUUUCUCAACAAGGACCCAAAGGAACGAUUGGGUUGUCACCCUCAAACUGGAUUUGCUGACAUUCAAGGACAUCCAUUCUUCAGAAAUGUGGACUGGGACAUGAUGGAGCAAAAGCAGGUGGUUCCACCCUUUAAACCAAACAUUUCUGGAGAAUUUGGUUUGGAUAAUUUCGAUUCCCAGUUUACUAAUGAACCAGUCCAGCUCACUCCAGAUGAUGAUGACAUUGUAAGGAAGAUCGAUCAGUCUGAAUUUGAAGGUUUCGAGUAUAUCAACCCCCUCUUGAUGUCUGCUGAAGAGUGUGUCUGAUUCUGCUGACUGCCGUUUAGUGCAUGGAUCCACCCGUUAGCCUGGUCAUAGUUAGCAUUUUAUGUUGCCCCUGCAGAAGUCUCUCUCGGUAUCCUGUUGGAGACUAUAGGAAUCAUACAGAUAAAUAGAGCUAAGAAACAGAAGCUAGCUUCCUGACAAUCAUGUCAACCUUGCUUAUGCUUGCUCUCCAGACACUCCUAAUGAGGAAGGACGGUCUUUGUGUAAAGGAAGCAACACAGCUUGUCAAAGAAAGCCUCUGCUGCGUUGUGACACUCAACGGAUGACAUCAUCAGUCUCCCACAGUUGUUGUCACUUUGGGUUAAGUCAUUGAAGGCUUAAUUGCGCAGUGGAGGGCCAUGCGGAGUAGUGCAUCUGCUAGUGUUACUGGUUGCCGAGGUCCCUCAGUUUAAGAUUCCUCCUAUAAAUAAAUCUUCUCAUUACUUUGGGUAAUUAAUAAUUACGAAUUGGGUUCUAAAUUAUUAGCUGUGUUUCAAAAACUGGCACAGUGAUUUAUUUAUUUUGUGUUUUUAAUUUUUUUUAAUUAUUUUUACACUAAGGGGUUAGCUUCUGAGCUUGCCUUUUCAGUGAAAACGAGCAUGCUGAUGUGUGUUCAGAGACAGGAUGCGCCAGUGGGCAGCUGCUCACACAGGGAAAAGUAGACGUCUAAAGUAGCUACAGAAAGAACGAUCGUACCGUUUUCUUUCUUACUGUUGGUGUUUAAGAUUUGAUGUAACUAAUGAGGAGGCCCUCACUUCUUAGCCAGCCUAGGAAAGCAUUCCGCUUAUUCAGGGGAGGCGGAGUGGAUAUAUUUUUAUUAUUAGUUAGUAUGUGGGAAAAUAAUUUAUCUUCUAUGUAGAAUGUCUUAACUACUUUUGGUCCCUUCUCCAGAGUACAUUAUCUGUACUUUGACCUUUUCGUGGAGUCUGGUGAAAUUCAAGACCAAUGAUGAUGACCACGGAUGACUAUGUAGCGCGCACACAUCCUGAGCUCCUAUGUCGUAGCUAACAUGUGAUACAGAGUAAGGUCCCUUUCAGGGCAGGGUUCUUGAGUUCUUUCUGCGCACUACUUUUAUUAACAGUAAGUGGUAUUUAGCAACCUCUUAUUUAAAGAAGUACCAUUUUAAGCACCAUUCUGCUGGUUAUUUUAAAUAUUUUUAUAUAGAGGAUUUUAAAAUGAUCGUCUAAAUAAGCUACAGUUGUCAAAUCAGUAAAUUUAACUUUAGGAAUGCUAUGUAGUGCUGAGAUUAUGAUGAUUUAAAACAUGUAGGCAUUUGAAAAUAACUUUGAGAAUGCUACGUUUCAUUAGAAGUGUAAGUUGUGUCAAGUUUGUGUCAUGCAUUUUCUUCAAAUAAUGUAAGACAGAGAGCAGUGAAAACCUCCAUUGAUAAAGCCAACAAGGGACCAUCAGGGUCGCUUGCCAAAGCCUGAUGACCUGAUGAUGCCUGGAGCCCACGGGCUGGUGGCCAUGGCGCGCGCACAGCCCUCCCCUGCGGGACAUCAGUUCGAGGGAGCAGACCAUUGAGUGCGGUGCGUGCACACUGACACAUUUCAUGUUGAAGUGUGUGUUUCCCCUAAGACCUGGAACAGUGUGUCUUAAUCAAAAGGCAGCAUUCCCGUCCUAAGCUGGUAGGAGCUCUGAGGUGUGUAUACUGUGACCUAAGUGGUGCUUCUCCCUUGGGGCAUUUUAGACUGAGAGCUGUUGAAGUGCACAGUGUCCAGCCUGCCUGGGACUCUUUGGGGCUUCAUAUUUCAUUUUGAGAAACUUUUUCUUCAGGUUAUUUUUUUUCUUGUGGCCAUAUUUCUUAUUGGAGUAUGAGUCUGUGUUUUUUGUGAAAAAACAUUUUAAGAAGGGAUAACCAGUGAAUUAUCAUGCAUUUGUCAACAAACUUAGAUGAGUAAAUUCAAGUUGUAUGUCUUCCCUAUCCUCACCCACAACAAAACCUGUACAUUUUCUGCCAAUAACAUUUAAAUGAUGAACAGUUUUCUGUGAUAAGGUUUUAACCAUAAUUAAUGGUGGUCUUUGUUUUUAAAUCUUUUUUUUUUUCUUAUUGUUGUUAACUAAUAAGACUUACUAUGUGUGUUUUAUACAGAAUUAUUACAGAUGAUUUUAAUUCAGUUCUAGUUUUCAGUCCUUAAGUGCCAUGCAAACUCUCUGUAUGUCAUGGAUGCCUCCUUCUCUCAGAGUACUCUCCAGGGAGACAGGCAGAGAGAUGGCGCUUGGUGUCUUAGACACCACUUACGUUGCCUAAGCUUGUGAUCAGAUGGGUUUAUCACAUGCAGCUGGAUGGGUCUGGUCAUCUGUGUCCUUGUUGCCAGUACUUAUUUAGAAAAUUGUUUUAAUUUUUAUCAUGUAGAACACUGCCUUGUUCACUAUAAUGUAAUCUGUAUUUGUAUAAUUUUUUUUACAUUAAAAUCUUUAAAUAAAAUGUUUAAUACCUAU
Molecule: messenger RNA, 4445 nt
Organism: Mus caroli (Ryukyu mouse)
Lineage: Eukaryota; Metazoa; Chordata; Mammalia; Rodentia; Muridae
Gene: Prkci
Product: protein kinase C iota
Biological process (GO): protein phosphorylation
Molecular function (GO): protein binding; ATP binding; diacylglycerol-dependent serine/threonine kinase activity
Source: RefSeq, a predicted model, not a curated record